Molecule: messenger RNA, 1330 nt
Organism: Equus quagga
Lineage: Eukaryota; Metazoa; Chordata; Mammalia; Perissodactyla; Equidae
Gene: HSD11B1
Product: hydroxysteroid 11-beta dehydrogenase 1
Exons: 7
Coding region: 120-1010 (296 amino acids)
Biological process (GO): steroid catabolic process
Cellular component (GO): intracellular membrane-bounded organelle; endoplasmic reticulum membrane
Molecular function (GO): steroid binding; 11-beta-hydroxysteroid dehydrogenase (NADP+) activity
Source: RefSeq, a predicted model, not a curated record
GAAGGGAAGGCAGAAGAGGAAGGAGAGGGAGAAAAGAAGCAAAAGGGAAAACGAGAUCAAUAAAAAGGAGUCAAAUUUGGUUGAAACCCCAAGGGCUCCUCGGGCCAGGUUCCUGUCUGAUGGCUUUUAUGAAAAAAUAUCUCCUCCCCAUUCUGGGGAUCUUCUUGGCCUACUACUACUAUUCUGCGAAUGAGGAAUUCAGACCAGAGAUGCUCAAAGGAAAGAAAGUGAUUGUCACAGGGGCCAGCAAGGGGAUCGGGGAAGAGAUAGCUUAUCAUCUGGCGAAGAUGGGAGCCCAUGUGGUGGUGACAGCGAGGUCAGAAGAAACUCUAAAGAAGGUGGUAUCCCGCUGCCUGGAGCUUGGAGCAGCCUCAGCAUACUACAUUGCUGGCACCAUGGAGGACAUGACUUUUGCAGAGCAAUUUGUUGCCAAAGCUGGAAAGCUCAUGGGGGGACUAGAUAUGCUCAUUCUGAACCACAUCACCAACAAUUCUAUGAAUCUAUUUAGUGAUGACAUCCACCUCGUGCGCAAAAACAUGGAGGUCAACUUCCUCAGUUAUGUGGUCCUGAGUGUUGCUGCUUUGCCCAUGCUGAAGCAGAGCAACGGAAGCAUUGUUAUCGUCUCUUCAACAGCUGGGAAAAUGGCUAAUCCACUUGUUGCUCCCUAUUCUGGAAGCAAGUUUGCUCUGGAUGGGUUCUUCUCCUCCAUCAGGGAAGAAUAUUCAGUGACCAAGGUCAAUGUGUCGAUCACUCUCUGCAUCCUCGGCCUCAUAAACACAGAGACAGCCAUGAAGGCAGUUUCUGGGAUACUUGACACAAAUGCAUCUCCAAAGGAAGAAUGUGCCCUGGCGAUCAUCAAAGGGGGAGCUCUGCGCCAAGAGGAAGUAUAUUAUGGCAGCUCAGUCUGGACCUUUCUCCUGCUGCGAAACCCAGGGAGGAGGAUCCUGGAAUUUCUCUCCUUAAGAAGUUACAAUAUGGAUAAAUUUAUAAACAACCAGGCACUUCCUUAGGGCUGGGCAUGAUGAGGGAGCUUGGGACUGUUCUGCCUGAUAUUUAUCUGAGCUCCAUCCAUGAAGGCAUCUCGCCAGAGAGAUAAAUGAGUGUCCCCAGAGAGUUGCAAGUCAUGUGUCACAUCUCACAAUUUGAAGGAGUUCCUCUAACACUUGUACAGUGGAAAUGUAAUUAUAAUGAAUGUCAUGAAUCUGCAGUUGUAAAAUUGAUAGUGACCAUAGGUAUAAUUACAAGAUAGUUAUAUCAAAUUUACCUCAUAUAUAAUAGUGUUACGAUGCUUAAUACAAUAUUAAUUAUAAUAAAGGUCAUCUAAACUUUA